Messenger RNA from Toxorhynchites rutilus septentrionalis, 5462 nucleotides. RefSeq names its product serine/threonine-protein kinase 24 (gene GckIII). The transcript is spliced from 11 exons. NCBI's taxonomy places the organism in Eukaryota, Metazoa, Arthropoda, Insecta, Diptera, Culicidae. Gene Ontology annotation, molecular function: ATP binding; protein kinase activity. Gene Ontology annotation, biological process: protein phosphorylation. The record is from RefSeq and is a predicted model, not a curated record. The coding region runs from base 1217 to 3520 and encodes 767 amino acids.
GCGCGUGUGUGAGAGGGAGCGCUUCUUCGACCGAAAGAGAUAACCGAUUAUAAAGUGUAUUUUGUAAAUUUAAUGAAAAAUAUGUAUACGUUUUGUGGGGCUUGUCGGUUUAGUUCCGAGCCGAACGUUCAGCGGGACGGGAACGCUAUGCGCGCGCGAUCGCUUCGAGGUCUAGCAUUGUGAGGUUUCGUCGGAGGUCCCAAAACGGUUUCAUAGAUUCUGGGUGUGUGCGUCCGCGCGAACCGAUUAACAUUCUGAGCGUUAUAUGAUUAUGGUCUUUUUUUUUCUUCUGUUGUCGUUUCCGUCGAUUUGCGUUGACAUUUGAUGCCAGUAUCGAUCGGGAGUGGGAAGAUUCACCUUCAGGAAUUUCUAAACGUGCCGUGAAUGGUGUUACUGUGCAGUGAGAAGGAAAGCACCUUUAACGAGAUAUGGUCUGGGAUUGGAUCGAGCGAUAGAAGUUACCGUAUAGCGGCCCCCCAAAUCCAGCAAAGUGUGUGAUAGUUGUGGGAAAGAUUUACGCUGUAUACCUCUGUGUGGCUGCGGUAGCGGAUUUUUCCAAGCGAAUUGUUGCAGUAAAAGUGAAGAUCCGAUGAAAGCCAGCGCGGAUGCAUUGUUCUCGGCAGCCUAGUUUGAAAAAAAAAACAAUAAGCCGCAUCCAACAUAGUUUAUGAGUUAUGAGCAGAGGCAAGAGAAUGAGAAAUAUAUGAGCGCUGAUAGCAAAGUGAUAGUUGAUAGUGAAUUUUCUAACUUGCAAUAGUGUAUCGAGCAGCAUAAGCAGAGAAGCAACAGUAAUUUGCCGCAAAAUAUCGACCGCAAGAGAGGGGAAAAAUUGUGCCAAGUGUGAUACGAUGCGUGAAACUUAGGCAUUUUCCAUCAACUUGUCGAUGGUUCGACCCACCGCCAAUCAACGUGAAGCAGUGUAUUUUUUUCUCGCAACGUGUAAUUGGAAUCAGCAAAGUCAUUAGCUGUCACAAAUGUGUUAUGACGAAUGAAUUUGACCAGUUUUCGAGUGAAUAGAAAUAAUCUCGCUCUUCGCAAGUGCCAUUUACCUGUUUAUUAUACCUUCAACCGCAUCGUGUAAAUAACGGCGAAAAUAGAUCAAAAUGCAGUGAUCAGGUUUCCAACAGUUUCACCUGCGCUACGCGAUGAUCAUGCGACACUAGCAGAGUGGAAAGUCGCCACUCCCCGGAAGAUACAACUCGGACAAGAAAGCCGCAUGAAGCGUGACGAGGAACGUGCCCGCAAGAUGUGGAGAGAUAUCAGUGUGGCUGCAAUGCAGCAGCACAGUUCCAACUCUCUGCAUCACCAUCCGCAUUACAAUGGAAACGGCCCUGGGCCUGGGAAUCCACAUAAUCCCCACUGGAACCAGCCGGGUUACCGGAACUCGUACAGUUUACCUCACCCAAGCCAAAACGGUGGCCAGAAUGGACGCUACCAGCAGCAUUACGAGAUCAAGCCACUCUCGCAGUCUCCGUCGUUCCAAGAGAUUUCACACGCGAACCAGAACGGAAGUUCCUCGUAUCCUAUGAAGCCGCGACCCAUGUCGAUGUACGAGAUGGGCAAUGGGAAACCUGGCCAGCAGCAGCAGCUACACUCGCUACCUCCCAACUUUGUGCCACAUCAAAACAAAUCCAACGGUCGGUCACCGAUGUCAAAACAGCAACAACAGCAACCAAAUGGCCUACGACAACAGCCGGAAGAGUUGAAAGUUGACCCGGAACUAAUCUUCACAAAGCAGGAACGAAUCGGGAAAGGAUCCUUCGGUGAAGUGUUCAAAGGCGUUGACAACAGGACACAGCAGGUGGUGGCAAUCAAAAUAAUCGACCUUGAAGAGGCAGAAGAUGAGAUCGAAGACAUACAACAGGAAAUCAUGGUGCUAUCACAGUGUGACUCGCCGUUUGUCACGAAAUAUUUCGGUUCAUAUCUUAAGGGCACAAAGUUAUGGAUCAUCAUGGAAUACCUCGGCGGCGGAUCAGCCCUGGACCUGAUGAAGGCCGGUCUGUUCGAGGAGAUGCACAUUGCCAUUAUCCUGCGGGAGGUACUCAAGGGACUCGACUACCUGCACUCCGAGCGCAAGCUGCACCGUGACAUCAAAGCUGCCAACGUGCUGCUGAGUGAGCUGGGCGAUGUCAAGCUGGCUGAUUUCGGUGUUGCUGGCCAGCUAACGAAUACCACCUCCAAGCGGAACACAUUCGUCGGGACGCCCUUCUGGAUGGCGCCCGAGGUGAUCAAACAGUCGAUGUACGACUCCAAGGCAGACAUCUGGUCCUUGGGAAUAACGGCGAUCGAGCUGGCGAAGGGUGAACCACCCAACUCCGAGCUGCACCCGAUGAGGGUGCUGUUUCUCAUACCCAAAAACAAUCCCCCGCAGCUGACCGGUAGCUACACCAAGCCAUUCAAAGAUUUUGUCGAAGCGUGCCUAAACAAAGAUCCAGAAAAUAGACCUACAGCGAAAGAGUUGUUAAAGUUUCCCUUCAUUAAAAAGGCAAAGAAGAACUCAUACCUUAUCGAUUUGAUAGAUAGGUACAAGAAAUGGAAAACACAGAAAGGAGAGGAAAGUGAAACGGAAUCGGAGAAUUCAGACUCUGAGGAAUCAAAACCGGACAGCGAUCUGGACGAGCCGUGGAUCAUGACGGUAAAGGGUAUGCAUUUCAAUAACUUCAACAAAAAUGCAAUGGACGAGUCACUCGGAUCGCCUGUGAAACACAACGGCACCAGCAACAAUGUAAUGGGAAUGAGCAACUCGAGAGACCGAGAUCGAGAUCGAGACUACAACCUGAACCAGCAAAAAUCGAGUCAGCCACGAACAUCCACAUCGCCAUCACACCAGCUGCAGACACCGUCGGCGCUUAUUUCUUCCAAUAGCAAUUCCAACAGUAACAGUCGAAAACAGCAACAGCAACAGCAGCAGCAGCAGCAGCUUUCCUCGGAACGGGAUUCUAUCGUCCCUCAGAAGGAUAUUGUUGGCCACUACCCGAACGAGCGAGCAAAUAUCGAGCGACAACGGGACAGCGAGAAGGAGCGCGAACGGGAUCGAAUAGAGCGCGAGCGGGAGCGAGAACGUGAACGAGAACGCGAGAGGGAACGGGAAAAGGAAUCCGAGCGGGAGAACAAGGAAAGGAGGGUUUCCAAGGAGCAUAAUUCAAAUCAUCGAGGUGGGGACGGCGAAGAGAAGGUCAGCAGUUUACGGCGAGACCGCGAAACCAGUCAUAGUAAUGGUAAUCCUAGAAGCAACAGUAUUACAAAUGUAAAUAACAACUCCAAGAGUCGAACGAACAGCGGUUGCCUGAAGACGAUCAUAUUCCCUCUGCUGUCGGAGAUGCAGCGAAGUUAUUCGAGUUCUAGCAAUUCCGAGCUGAGCGACCUGCGGCUGGCGUUCGAGAAGGCUGAGCUGACCUGUCCGGGGGUGAACGAUUUGUUCGUGAAGGAAAUUAUCCACAAACUGGUGCCCGGAUUUUCCGAAACCCGAAUCAAUACGCUUAUAGACAAAGUGACGCGAGAUUCCAAAGUGAAGCGAUAAAACGCUGAUCCUGAGUCGAGGUAUUUGUGUGCGUAUGUGCGUAGUAGUUUGAGUGUUUCGUGUUUUCAUUACCGGGAUACAAACCCCGUUCAAUUCAAGCGUGUGAGCGUGCAAGUUUUCCAACCAACAACUCCCUGGGCUCCCUGGCGGAAUGAAAACGACAAUGAUUGAUCAUUAAUAGCUACGGUAGAAACUUUGCGCUUGCAGUUUUGUAUUUCAGAAAAAACAGAGUUUGAACAAAAGCAAAAUGACGCCGCAAAAUCUACGGUUAGAGUAUUAAGUUUCGCAAAGAACCUCUGCUACGACAAAACGCAAGUAAAAAGGAACUCUAUUGAAUUUGUAUAUAUGUUGUUGAUGGAACGAAUCCCACAUAAAGAUAUUGAGGUUAUUUAUUUACCACUAUUGUAUCUUUAGCUACAAUUAUUUGGCUAGUUAUUGUUUCUUGUAAUUAUUACCCUCGAUAACACAAAACGCUUGAGCAACACUUCCACCGCGUAAUACAGUAGCAGAGUACCGUUCCUAGGAGUACUUCAACCAGUCACGUGAAUCCAAUUGAUAACAUUGCAAACUAAUGACAAUAUGUCCAGUUUUUUUCAAUACAACAGUAGACUAAAACGAAAUAGCAAGUAUAAUAGUUAGCUAGUGCAUGAGGAUAUCACCAAAUCUUCAAUGACACAAUCCUUCACAUUAUAUAUUUUCGGUAAAUGGAAUAUGAUUACUAUUUUCUGUAAAUAAAGUGUACAAAUCUCUGUUGGUAGGUUUCACCUACGUUGUUUGAAAACUAGCAAUAUCAUUAAAUGAUAAAACAGCUUUUGUUUAUUACACCCAAAUCAUUCUUCAAUCGAUAUUGAUUUUCAAAACUUUAACUUUUCUUUCCUCGUUUAGACGAAAUUCCGCUUCAUCGUCAAAGAUGACCGUUCUUUAUUAGCACCUUUUUUGGUUUGUUCGUUUCUUGUUUCGGGUCCAGCAUGCAAUGUUUAUGUUCGUCUAUUUCCUUCCGCGUUUUUAGCAAAGGCCUUAGCCAUCUGAGUCAUGUUUUAUUAUUUAUUAGCAAUGUUGUGUUUUACUAGUUUGUGCAAUUUUGUUGAUCAAAAAUUGUUUCCGCGGAAGCUGUCACACACGAGCAAAUCAUUUCAUAGAAGCUUUCCCGUCACUAAGCCUUAACUUCGAUCGCUCGACCCUUUCCGGGUAGGAGAAAUAAGAACACUCACAAGCGCUACAGAAGAACAUCCAGGAGGGAAGGAUCAGGGCAGAAUGGUAGUUCGACGAAAAGAGAGGAAUACGAAAAGAAGCAUGUAUGUUUAAUUACUUUUAAUGAAUUCCUCGGUAUGACAUAAUGAUGACUGUAAGUAUUGUGGAGCAGGGAAAACAGUGGCGUCUUAUAUGCAGCCUGCGACUGGUAGGAAAACACAAUGUGCAAAAGAAAAAAGAACACGUAAUAUUUGAAUAAAUCAUACAGAUACUAAUUUAACUAGGUAUAUAUUACUGGAAUCCAUUUCGAGCAACAGAGAUAAUAUGAAAUUUUUGCAAGACUACAUGGAUGUGAGAGCGAAAAAAAAACAACUGUUAUUGCAAUUCUAAAACAAACAUAAAAAAGAAACAUUCAUAGACUUGACAAGGAUUCAGUAGAGAUGGAUAUUGCAAAUAAACUUCUUGUUAACACGUACACGGAAUAAUAAUGUAUAAAGUGAGAAAGAGAGAAAGAGGACAAAACUCAACCCCAAAAUAGAGAAUUCAUAAAAAUGAAAAAAAGAAAUUUCCGAUUCGAGGAACGUGAAUUUCAGAGUAUUAGUUGGUUUCUAAAUGACGUUUUACGAGGUGAAGACGUUCAUUGGAGCGUUUUAGAGACUCUGUUUAGAACAAACCCGUUUGAGUUGUUCAAUAUUGCGCUGCAAUCGAGAAAAAAUAACAAUUAAAUCAUUCGUAAAUAGAAUAUUGGUAA